Maylandia zebra (zebra mbuna) is the source of this 1191-nucleotide messenger RNA. Lineage: Eukaryota; Metazoa; Chordata; Actinopteri; Cichliformes; Cichlidae. The record is from RefSeq and is a predicted model, not a curated record.
AUGCUGGUGACUCUCUGUGCAAUCAUCACUUGUCUAACAUGUGUGAGUGGUGUGACGGUGCUGACACAGAAACCUCCUGUUUUAUCAGUGAGGAAAGGAGAGACAGCCACCAUGGACUGUAACCUGGGGACUGUUGAUAGCUAUGUCUGUUGGUAUAAACAGAUUCCUGGAGGAGUUCCUCAGUAUGUGCUGAGGAUGUAUCAUACCUGGAGUUCUCCAACCUAUGGCUCUGGGUUCUCUGCUCCAAAAUUCACAUCCACUCAUCAGUCAACAACAGAUUAUCGUUUGAUCAUCAACAAUGUGGAGCAGGGAGACUCUGCAGUCUAUUACUGUAAGACAUAUGACGACUCUGUUGAUGAGUUCUUUGCUCAAAUCAACAACAUGCUGGUGACUCUUUGUGCUCUCAUCACUUCUCUAACAUGUGUGAGCGGUGUGACGGUGGUGACACAGAAACCUCCUGUUUUAUCAGUGAGGAAAGGACAGACAGCCACCAUGGACUGUAACCUGGGGACUGUUACUGACCAUGGUGCUCAUUGGUAUAAACAGAUUCCAGGAGGAGUUCCUCAGUUUGUGCUGUAUUUUUAUCAUGGCUAUAGUUCUCCAACCUAUGGCUCUGGGUUCUCUGCUCCAAAAUUCACAUCCACUUAUCAGUCAACAUCAGAUUAUCGUUUGAUCAUCAACAAUGUGGAGGAGGGAGACUCUGCAGUCUAUUACUGUCAGACAUGGGACAGCUCUGUUAAUGAGUACGUUUUUCCCUGGAACAUCCUUCAUAUAUUUUCAGGCUCCAGCCUCCCUCCUCCUGUCCUGACAGUCUUCCCUCCGUCCAGUGCUGAGCUCCAGUCCAACACAGCCUCUGUGGUCUGUCUGUCCAGUCAGUCUGUGCCUUUUGCAGAUGUGAGCUGGUUGGCUGCUGGGAGUCCAGUGAGCAGUGGGAUCUCGACCAGCACUGCUGUUCAGAGAUCAGACCAGACUUACCAAAUCAGCAGCUCUCUGACCAUCCAGACAUCAGACUGGAACAUGGAUAAGGUUUAUACAUGUAAAGUGUCUUUGGGCUCGCAGACUUCAGAGAAAACCAUCAAGAAGUCAGAAUGUCCCACUGAAUAGUCGAGGACCAGAGUGUGCUUUUAAAAUCUGCUUCUUUACUGCUUGUGCUGUUUGUUCAUUACAGUCUUUACAUGUUAGAAAUCAAUA